CCUGGCACGAGAAAACUGAGUGAAGCUACCCUUCCAAACAAUCAACGGAGCGCCCGGGAGAGUUAGCUUUCGAUAGCUAGUUUUGACGGGAAAAGUUCUGUCGCGGAUAAGGAAAGAGUUAAAGAGGCGCAGUCGCCACCGCCGGUGAGCUGAAGUCAUCCGCUGAGCGCGCGGUACACUUCAGGCAGAGGACACCACUUCACGCGAGCGCCUCGAAGCCAUCAAAGAGCUCAAAGGCUCAAAGAACGGAGCCCGCCGGUUCUUUAUGGAGCUGCUCGCAUCUAACACACUGUACGUUUCAGCGGUAUAGGUUGGACUAGAGCGACACGGGCAAGACGCGGCUCAACUAUGGCUGAAGCGAGGGUUCUUUGCAAGCUGACGGACUCUCCUUCCCCAGAGUGUACAGUAGUGAGUGAUAAGAGGUCGCGCCGUCUCUGGAACCUGACAGGAAAUCAUUUUUGACAGCUCAAAGCACGUAAACAAACACGCGCUCCUCUCCCUGGAAACUGGAAACUGUCUCGCGAUCUCCCCGCCGCGGGGACAAGCCGCUGUUCCAGUACGCUCUCUGCUCCAGAGAGAGACACUGCAGUCGAGUUGUCUCCCAUGAAGUUCACUAAACUUGGGUUUGAGGAUUAUAGUAUUUAUUUUUAAUGAAGAAAUUAAUUUAUUGAACAUUCUCCAUUCGAAGACAGACGGCUAAGAGGCCAGUGUUGGUCUAAAAAAACUUACAGCAAAGAUGCCGGUCCGACGUGGUCACGUGGCACCACAGAAUACUUUCCUUGAUACCAUUAUAAGGAAAUUCGACAGUCAAAGCCGCAAGUUCAUCAUCGCAAACGCCCGCGUGGAGAACUGUGCCAUCAUCUUCUGCAACGAUGGCUUUUGUCUCAUGUGUGGUUACACGCGAGCGGAGAUCAUGCAGAAGCCGUGCACGUGUAACUUCCUGUACGGGCCGCACACCAAGCGGCUGGCCAUUGCCCAGAUGACCCAGGCCCUGCUGGGCUCCGAGGAGCGCAAGGUGGAGAUCAACCUGUACCACAAGGAUGGUAGGACCAUACUGUGUGUCAGAGAGUGA
Molecule: messenger RNA, 1072 nt
Organism: Osmerus eperlanus (European smelt)
Lineage: Eukaryota; Metazoa; Chordata; Actinopteri; Osmeriformes; Osmeridae
Product: potassium voltage-gated channel subfamily H member 2
Exons: 3
Coding region: 737-1072 (111 amino acids)
Biological process (GO): membrane repolarization during action potential; regulation of heart rate by cardiac conduction; regulation of ventricular cardiac muscle cell membrane repolarization
Cellular component (GO): plasma membrane
Molecular function (GO): inward rectifier potassium channel activity
Source: RefSeq, a predicted model, not a curated record